UGUAAAUAUUUGAAAUGGCGACUACCGUGUCGAGUCAUAUUUCGAACGAUUUGGAUGCCGAUAAUGAGGAUUCCUGGCUCUACGGAUUAGAUCAGGACAAAACUAAAGGUGGGCAAGAAGAAGGAAUUUUAUUAAGUGAAAACAAGCCAACUGCCAGCAAUGAUUUGAAAAAAGAUCCUAAAUGUGAAGUAGCAGAGCCAGAGUUGACAAAUUCAGAUACCUUGGCUGACCUGCCAAUGAAAGAAAAUGAUGAUAGUUCCACCACCAACAACAACACCACCACCACUAACAUCACCACCAUAAACUCUAAUGAUACCAGCAACCACGAUGUUGGUGGUGUGGCAGCGGAUGCCGACGUAGCAGAUGUUAGUAUUUCCAAGGAACAGAAUGGGGGUAGUGACGAUGGAAUUAAUUCAGAGGAUGACGAUGAGGAUGAUGGGGUUCAGGUCACCAUUGAAGAUAUCAAACUGCAGGUGUUCGAUCCAGCCAUUCCUUUCAAAGGACCAUACCAAAGACAGGGCUCUCAAGGUAUGACGAAUGGUCCGCAAAUGAUGGCGGCAGGUGUUGUGCCAUCCUCAUCACUCUCUACCAAGCCCAUGAUGAUGAAAGGAGUGGAUUUGGAUGCCGUCGGGACUGUCAAUGGGGUCUCUGUGUACGAGUUCGACCUCGAGUCCAUCAAGAUUGAGGACAAGCCCUGGAGGAAGCCAGGAGCCGAUCUAACUGACUACUUCAACUACGGGUUCACUGAAGACACCUGGAUGAAGUACUGCGAGAGGCAGAGGAGAAUGAGGAUUGAGAACAACUGCAAGACUGGACUCUUUCAGUCGGUUGAAACUCUAUCCAAUAUUACCCCAAUUGACGCCAGCACGUAUCUUGGUCAGACCAGGAAGGGCCAACAACUCACGAAUCUAGUACAACAACAGCAGCAGCUACCACCUCAACAACUACCAAUGAAAUCAAGCGGCGUUAUUGACGUGAUUGGCGGCUCUGUGAGGGAUUCAAGGAGACCUCAGCAGCAGCCUCCGCAACAGCCUCAGCAACCGCUGCAGCAACAAUCGUUGCAACAGCAACCAACACAACAACAGGACUUUGUUGUUGCCGCUAGUCAGGCAGGUUCAGCAAUGAUGCCACAAAUCAUGACAGUGCCUCCACCGAUGCUCACCAUGCCUCCUCCAGAUUUCAACCUACCCCCUCCGACGGCUUUGCCGCCCCCUAUGGCACCUCCCCCUCAUGGAAUGCUUGCACACCCUCCGAUCCUGGUGGCUCCUCCCAAUUUUGUUCACCCGCCAAUGGCAGGACAGUAUGUAUGCAAUUAUGAAGAAGUGUUUGUAACGAGGAACGAACUUAACAAUAUGGAUUCAGCAGACUUCUAUCGGCCUCAGAUGAUUGGAGGUCCGCCACCGUCUUCCUCGACCAAUCACAAUCUAGAUAGGCGGGGCUUAGUUGCCUUUCCUGAACGUCCGACAUUCCGAUUGGAUAAUCCUUACGCCCAACCGCCUCCGCAUCACUUCCAGAUACCUGCAGGAAUGCCCCCUCCCACCCAUUGGAAGACACCGGCUGGACACAUGGAUGGCCACAUGAUGAACAGUCGACCGCAGAUGAGUGAACGCAACUGGGCCAGGAGCAGCCCACGCAAGAGGUCACAUGACUCGGACAUCAGCAGCAGUUCCAGUGAUGAGUCUGUCAAGAAGCUGAAAGAAGGCACCGAGCCGUCUGAGAAGGACAGCAGACCGCCCACUGAGAAGACUCAGCCCAACUCGGCGUCAUCCCAAAUCCCGCCGUCGUCUUCAGCGUCGUCACGUGCAGAGUCGCGCCACAGGUCACGUGACCGAUCGCGUCUGCGUGACUACGAUCGCGAUUACGAUCGCAGACGGGCGGCCGAUUACGAUCGUUCUCGCCACCACCACCAUCGCCACCAUUAUUACAGGAGCAGCAGGGAUGAUGAUUAUGACGAUAGGAGGAAGUACUCCAGCAGAAGCAGACGAGAUGAUUCGUACGAGGACAGCAGGCACGUGGUCAGCAGAUCGUCAAGACAUGCGCACAAGAAGUCAAGGACGCACAACAAAUCAGAGAGCAGUGAUUCCAGUAGUGAUACCGGACAUGGCGGAAAUAGUAGGAGGAAGAAGUCUUCAGAUAGCGGCAAUGAUGAUUAGGAGAGAUUGAUGAUUAGGAGAGAGUGGUGAUUAGAAGAGAGUGGUGAUUAGGAGAGUGGUGAUUAGGAGAGAGUGAUGAUUGGGAGAGAGUGAGAGGAAAAUGAGGAUGGAUUGAUGCUGCUGAUGAUGAUGUUUUCGUACAAACGAUGUUGCAACUUCAAUGGUGAUGCGUAUGAUGGUAGUUAUGUGGGGUACGGGCUAAUGACGUCAGCAACAACAUUGCCACUGAAGAAGAAGAGGAGGGCGACGAGUGAUUCAUCAAUGUUACUAUUAACAGUUUUAGAUAAUUUGAUGAUUGAUUAGAUUUGUUAAUAAUGUUAAUAAACUUCUCCGCUGCUUAUUGACGUCAUCUUGAUUAUUAUUAAUUGUUUUUGAGGAUGUUCAAAUGCGUUUAGGUCAUUUUUCAUUUAAUUUAAUUAAUCAUUGCAACUCUCUUGAUGACGACUUGUAAAAAAAAAUGAUAAAGAAGACGAUGACGAGGAAGAUGAUAAAAAUUUAGAUUUAUUUCCUGUGUUAUUGCACGAAAAUAGCGGUAUAAUUGACUGGACCUGUUGUCAAGGUGCGUGUUGUGCUGAUGAUUCCAAUGGUGGUGAGGUUCUGGGAGACGAGGGUGGUGGCAGUUGUGUCUCUAAGGAUUUCAAUUGAUAGUCUAUUUAAUUUUGUGCAUAUGCAUGGUUCAAUUAAGAUCGAAUAAUUGUAGUAAUAAAAAUAAUUAUACAGUUUGCAUAUAUAUAUAUAUAUAUAUAUAUAUAUGUAUAUAUAUAUAUAUUUAUUUAUAUAUAUAUAUGUACGUACUGUUAUACAAAUGACUAAAUGGUUAAAUGACAGUUAUUUGAAUUUUUUUUAAUAAUAUUUGAACGAAUUUGGCGAUUAACGAAAAUCGUAUUAAAUGUGUAAAAAAGCAUGUUUUACAAUGUCUAGGACUGAUUUUGUGCUGUUGAUUAUUAGUUCUGAAAUUGAAAUGUCACCAACUGUAGUAAGGGAUGAUAAUUUCUUUUUCACGAAUUGAGGUUUUUGUUUGUACUGUAUAUUCAUACAUACAUAUGUAGGUAUAUACAAUAUAUAUAUACGGUAGAAUGUGAAUGUAUGAUUGUAUCGCGCCAACGACGGUUUGGCGUUUUAAGCGAUAAUUUUUAUCUCUCGAAUGCUCUAGCCGUUGAAUAAAAUUAUUUCUUCAUUCUUAUUU
Molecule: messenger RNA, 3339 nt
Organism: Helobdella robusta
Lineage: Eukaryota; Metazoa; Annelida; Clitellata; Rhynchobdellida; Glossiphoniidae
Exons: 15
Coding region: 15-2153 (712 amino acids)
Cellular component (GO): mRNA cleavage and polyadenylation specificity factor complex
Molecular function (GO): RNA binding
Source: RefSeq, a predicted model, not a curated record